Molecule: messenger RNA, 1524 nt
Organism: Aspergillus neoniger CBS 115656
Lineage: Eukaryota; Fungi; Ascomycota; Eurotiomycetes; Eurotiales; Aspergillaceae
Product: cytochrome P450
Exons: 7
Coding region: 1-1524 (507 amino acids)
Molecular function (GO): iron ion binding; monooxygenase activity; oxidoreductase activity, acting on paired donors, with incorporation or reduction of molecular oxygen
Source: RefSeq, a predicted model, not a curated record
AUGGCUGCUUUGAAUCUGCUAGUUGAACAAGUCCUGCCCGCUAAUAUCAGCUUGAUACUACUCAUUGGUGUCUCUAUCUAUGCUUGUAGCGUUUUUACUAUUCGCCUUUACUUCCAUCCCCUCAGCAAAUUCCCCGGACCACGGAUUGCUGCUGCGACCAGUUGGUACGAAUUUUAUAAAGAUGUCAUCCUGAGUGGACAGUACUCCAAAUCAUUUCCAUCGCUACAUGCAAAAUAUGGUCUGACACUGCUGAAGAAAAUGACCAUCAUACUCUAUCUUACUCUUUAUGCUCACUACUACACAGGCUCUGUCGUCCGUAUUCAUCCCAAUGAACUUCACAUCAACGACAGGGACUUUUUCAAUAGGGUAUUCAAAAAUGGAACGGACUUUUACAAGGAUCCCACCUUCUUUGGCAGUAUUGGUUUCAAUGACUCCAUUGCCUUUCUCACCGAUCCUCACGAAUACAAGCUCCGUUAUGAUAUUGUGAAAGCCCCCUUUGCAAAAAGACAUGUCGAUCUUCUGGCCCCCGAGCUUGAAAUGAUCGUGACCAAAGCUAUCAAUCAAGCAAAGAUCGCAGCGGAGACGCAGUGCCCGCUAAACAUUCAACAGCUCUACCGUUGUGUCACGGCCGAUUCCAUAAUGGUAUUGCUGUAUGGAAGAUCUUUGAACCUGGUGAUGUCGGGAACAGCCUGCCCGCCGUUCCUUUCCAGCAUAGAUAUGUUUGCGGAUCGAUUCCAUCUGUUCAGAAGCUUUCCUAUCCUUGCCCGGAUUGCCCUUAACCUCCCUCCCAGACUGACGGACAUAGUCGCGCCGGGCUACAUGGACUUCAGACAGCGGUGUUUGGAGUGGAUGAGAGAUAUUUCUACAAAUCUUGCCACAAGUGAACAAAAAGAAGGUAAUACCCGAAUGACGGUUUUCAGUUCGCUUCUUCAAGCCGAAAAAGACUCUCCAUCACGGUCUAUGGAUGGGCUUGUCAAUGAAGCAUAUUUCUUUUGCUUUGCUGGGACCGAUUCUACAAGUUACGCGCUAUCCUGCGCAACUUAUUACCUGCUAACGCACCCAAAUUCUGCAAAGAAGUUGAGAGAAGAGCUCGAGAGCCAGCCUGUGAACGCAGAUGGGAUUAUCGAAUACCAAUAUCUACGCAACCUACCGUAUCUGACCGCCGUGAUCAAGGAGUCACUUAGGCUGUCCUCUCCAGCUCCUUCCAGACUUCCGCGCAUUGUUCCCAAAGGUGGAAUUGAAGUUGAUAGCCAGUUAAUACCACCAGGAACAGCAGUCUCAAUGUCGACAAGGAUGAUCCACUUUGAUCCAGACAUCUUCCCCAAGCCCGACGAAUUUAAUCCUGAGAGAUGGAUUGGCGAAAGCGGAAAAAUACUGGAUAAAUGGAAUGUUGCAUUUUCCAAGGGAACACGCUCAUGCAUUGGCAUCAAACUCAGGUUGAAUUAUACCAGACAGACAAAGAAACUAUGGAGUGGAGUGACCACGGAGUGGCAAGAAAUGCGAAAGAUGUCCACGUAUCGGUGA